GCUCGCAGCCUGCUCGACUCGGUCAUAAUGUCUCUUUCAAGCCUUGCGAACAUGUGUUCGCAUCUCAACAAUGUCACCAAAGCCCGGCUAGGCCUCGCAUCCCUACCGUCCACAAAGAUGCACCUGAACUUGGUCCUCGCGAUGCAAAACCAGGGCCUCAUCGGCAGUGUUAUUCGCGCAGGAAAGGUUCCUCCACCGCCUCAUUUCCUUACCGGCAUGCCAGAAGUAGGCGGUAAUUUUGUCGAAGUCGAGCCUGUUACACAAGAAAACGUCGCAUCCAGACGGCUGUGGCUCGGUCUCAAAUACUGGCAGAGCGAGCCGGUCCUCGGAAAGUUGACUCCCAUCAGCAAGCCCAAACACCGAAUCAACCUGGACCUUCCAGGUCUCCGUCAGGUCUUGAUGGGCGAAAGAAGUGGCCGUGUGGAUGGCCUUCGGUCACCUGGAGAGUGCCUGUUCCUUGCAACCGAUCAGGGCGUGAUGGAGGCGCGAGAGCCGAAGCCGAGGCCGAGAUCCCACCCCCGAGCUGGAGGUGUCGUCAACCCCGAAGUUCGGAUUUCCCUUCAACAACAAAGUCCAGCAACUCACAACACCGUCAUUAAAGAAAUGUCAUCUUCGGCUCCAAUUGAAACUACACCAAGGAAACGUAGGCGACCUCCACUGGCAUGCGAGCAGUGUCGUCGGCGGAAGUUGCGCUGCGACCGAAAGUUGCCCUGCACACCUUGCACGCGUUCCAGAGAGUCCUUGACGUGCUCGUAUAGUCCGGGCCAUAUAUCUCAAGUGAACACGUCUACUUCUAUAAGAGAGCCAUCCCCUGUAACAUUUUUAAGUCGUGCAGACGGGAGAAAGCGAAGCUUAGCUUCGGCAUUUUCCAACGAGAGGGAUAUAAAUGCCGGUGACCUCGGUGAAUUAGGCAAUCCUGACGCCCCGCCUCCUCAGACUGCACAAAUCAUCGAGGAUCUUCAGCAGCGUAUUCGUCAAUUAGAGGACUUUGUGUCAACAGGCCGAGUAGCAGAUCAAAUUCCGGCAGUGCUGAGCUCUUCUCAUACCUCUAUAACGCCAGGACAGAGUACUAUACAUCAUCCCAACCCAACUGAACAAAGACCUUCUUUGCAGUCUGGACCAAGUCAAAUACAUGGAAGCUCAUCAAUUACUGCACCAGUGCCGCGCUUGCGUGUUUCUUCCCAGAAAACCAAGUUGUUCGGGGCCAAUCACUGGGUAAACGCAGCAGCAGAGUUUCAAGUUAUUGGAGAUUUUACUCCCAAAGAUAUAGAGUUUUCUUUUGCAAAGGACGACGUGGCCAACUUUAGCACUGCUGUGAAGGAUUGUUAUUACCUCAGACAGUCGUGGAAAAUGCAGCUGUCAAAUGAAAACCUACUUCCCACUAUGGAUCUUCUAAGUACCUUCCCCCAAAGGGAAUUGUGUGACGAACUACUGCGGUGCUACAUGCGGACAUUUGAGCACAUAUACCGCCUCGUUCAUAUUCCAACUUUUUGGAAAGAAUAUGAGGACUUUUGGGCAAGCCCUGGUACUUCUUCCACAAGUUUCGUAAUGAAGUUAUCCCUACUAUUUGCCAUUGGGACAAUAUUUCACAAAGACGAGAAAACACAGAAAUACCUUCAAAGACUAGCACGACAGUGGGUGUAUGCAGCACAAUGGUGGCUGAUAGGCCCCUCCGAGUCAGCCACUUUUAAUCUGGAUGGUCUUCAGAUCUGCUGUUUGGUGAUCCUAGCACGGCAAGCUGGUUGCUUGAGUAGUCCUCUUUGGAUAUCCGCAGACUCUAUGCUUAACAUGGCUAUGAUGAUGGGGUUACAUCGGAAUACAGGUCUUUUCCCGAACCUUUCGCCAUUUCAAGCUGAAAUGAGAAAUAGACUGUGGGCAACAGUUUCUGAGCUGUAUAUCCAGUCUAUCAUGGAUUCUGGGGUCCCAUGUCUGCUUUCAUUGGAAGACGUCGAUAGCGUAUCUCCUUCCAAUGUUAAUGAUGACGAUAUUUCUCCGGAGACUAAGACGCAUGUCAAGACCCAAAGCGAUCAAAUCUUUACGGACUCAUCCGUUCAGAUAUUGCUGGCGAGAUCGAUCCGCCUGAGGCUCGAAGUAGCUCGACUCAUCAACAAACCUGUUCGGGAGGAUUUAACCUACGAAAACGCAUUGAGACUUGGCAAAGAGUUGCAAGUUGCCUGUCGUGAGAUUUCGGCUUUUUUUCAAGAGCACAAGUCCAUCUUUGAAAGCCGAAACAGCCCGACAGAGUUUCAUCGCAAAUUUCUCGACAUGCUUCUGCGAAGAUAUAUUAUAUUCUUACAUCGACCUUUUAUGAUUCAGGCACGGAAAGACCCACGGUACUAUCUAUCGCGCAAAAUAUGCGUAGAGUCUUGCCUAGUGAUAUCCUCGUACACAGAAAGAUUGGAUAUAGCAACUGAUUCCCAGAAAGAUUUAUCUUGCCUAACUUUAUCCGGGAAUGCUUCCUUCAAAGGGGCACUUUGCAUGGAUUUUAUCUCGGUGCUGGGAUUGGAGAUUACAAUGCAAAUCGAGGAAGAAAACUCAUUAGGGGUACCCCAAACACCACAUUCAGGAAGCGACCCACUGGGCGAAAUGACAAAGGCUAAUCGGGCACCACUUUUGAAAUGCCUCAAGUCUAUACACGGUCAAUUAGAACAACCCUUUGAAUUUGGCAUCCCAAGUUUAAAGAGGUACAACUAUCUCACGGGUGUUUUGGCCCUGGUUCGUGCCACGGAAUCCGGAUUACCCGUAAAACAGACAAUCUACGACGAUGUCAGGGCCAGUUUGAAGAAAUGCUUUGCUUUGCUUCAAAAAUCAAAGGCCGAUGAAGACCUCAAUAUUGCAACAGAGCCGCUGCCAAGUGAAAUCGAAGACCUUACGUCCUUGCUCCCUAUAGAGGACUGGGCUUUGAGCCUUGGUAUGAACUUUUCAGAUUAUCUAGGUUUCCCGGGGCUUGUCGAGCAGCCAUCUGCCUUUAGGUGGUAA
Talaromyces rugulosus is the source of this 2979-nucleotide messenger RNA. RefSeq lists its product as uncharacterized. The record is from RefSeq and is a predicted model, not a curated record. Gene Ontology annotation, cellular component: ribosome; nucleus. NCBI's taxonomy places the organism in Eukaryota, Fungi, Ascomycota, Eurotiomycetes, Eurotiales, Trichocomaceae. The transcript is spliced from 4 exons. Gene Ontology annotation, molecular function: structural constituent of ribosome; zinc ion binding; RNA polymerase II cis-regulatory region sequence-specific DNA binding. Gene Ontology annotation, biological process: regulation of transcription by RNA polymerase II; translation; DNA-templated transcription. The annotation marks the transcript as partial.